AGAAGAACCUGCAGUUUGUCAGUUCUACAGGCUUCUCGAACCUUCGCCAUGGGAGAUUCCGAAGACGACCUCGCAUCCGAAAUGAGCACCAUGCAGAGCAGCGUCCAGCAAAGCGGGUUUCAGAGCGGGUUUCAGAGCGGGUUUCAGAGCGGGAUCGAGGAUCCCAACAAACCCGACGAGGAUAGCAUUCCGGAUUCCGUGGUCACCAUCAUCAUCUGCACGAUCAUCGUCCUUUUCAUUAUCUUUAUUAUCCUUCUUAUUCUGGUGCUGAACAUCUACUUAUUCAGUACAGAGACGGAAACGGAAGAUGAGGACACAUCCGCUGCGUUCGAGUACAUGACUGGAAAUAUGAGUACAGAGCCGGCAGGAACGGGGAUCACUCCAGCGAAAUCAUCAUCGUCAUCUUCACGACCACCAGGACCUCCAGGACCUCCAGGACCACCAGGACCACCAGGACCUCCACGACCACCAGGACCACCAGGACCACCACGACCUCCACGACCUCCACGACCUCCAGGACCACCAGGACCACCACGACCUCCACGACCUCCAGGACCACCAGGACCACCAGGACCUCCAAAACCCCCGGGACCUCCAAAACCCCCGGGACCUCCAAAACCCCCGGGACCUCCACGACCCCCGGGACCUCCACGACCCCCGGGACCUCCACGACCACCAGGACCACCGGGACCUCCAGGUCCGCCUCUAAUUGAGACCACAACGACGACCACGACCACUACAACGACGACCACGACCACUACAACGACGACCACGACUACUACGACGACCACGACUACUACGACAACCACGACUACUACAACGACGACCACAACUACUACAACGACGACCACAACUACUACAACGACGACGACAACUACAACGACGACGACGACCACGACUACAACGUCGUUCCCUUGGCCAGUUCGCCCAGGUCAACGAGUGACCCCAGGACGUACCUUCUCGCUUAUCUGCGCUUACCGAGAUCCAAUAACGAGCACAGAGUUGCUGCGCGAAGGCUUUUCGACGUCGUUCACCUGCACAGACUUCGUGUACCUAAGGUUGUCUGGUGAUAGGUCUACUCCAAACAAGGUGCUGGUUGAUUUGGACGAGAACCUUGAUGACGAAGGUGAUGAACUCCGACGAGAUGACCUUAUGAACAGCACCUGGUAUGCUGGCAUAGAAGGUUCCCUCUUCUGGAGAAUGGUCGGUGAGCAAGACUGGACUAAGGAUGAAGUAAAACAGAAAUUCCGCGCGAAACUCGAAACAACCACUUACACGGACAGAUAUGAUGGAUUUGCCAUUAUCAACACCAUACUCCAAAGCCAAAGGGUCGCUGGACCUCCUGCUAAAGGUGUGAUGGGUGAUCUGUCCGACUGUUUAUUGCAGGUAUGGAGAACCGAUAUGGUGCCAUCCAACAUGAGCUUCAUGCACUUUGCAGCUGCUUGGUCAGAUGUCAACCGGGAUACUGCUGUCGCUUUCCUCAGGAAUGUGGACAUCACCGGACUGUCAUCGCACAACACUACUGGUGAUACAAGCAAGACACUUGAUAAAACCGACCUGAAAGAAUAUUUCAAUGCACCGAACCCAAUCCGGAGCAUUCCUGGAUUUAAAGACAUGAGAUACAUUGUGCAGACACAGAUGCCGAACUACCGACAACAAGGGAACAUGAAUCCGACUUGUUUCUCAGUGUCUGCUGCAGUCAACAGCGCAGUACUUUUCAACAUUGGUGGCUUGGCAGACUACCUGACUGCGGCAAUCAUCGGUGAUGCGAAGCGUUUGCGUCGAAAAGAUCUCUGUGACGGAACCCGGCUGAAGGGGCACGAGUACGAGUUCGAAACAACGACACAAACUCACGUGUACAAGCACCCUCUGAUGAAGUCAGUGUACAUGUUCGACACAACGGACACAUUGAAAAAAAAGGUAGAGGAACUGUUGGAUCUGUAUCCCGAUGGCCGGUGCAUUCUCAUGGAUAGCUUCGAAUCUGACUGGAUUGACAAUGGGACUACUUGCAAUCUCCAGGCGGGCAGCAAGACGAUCACAUUCGUACACGGGGAGUUAACGAAGGUUGUACACGACGUCAUGCGUGACCGCUACGGGGGACCAUUCGUCUAUUAAAAAUAAUGCCCCAAUAAACUCCGUGUAGCCGUGUGAGCUGGAAACGGAUCGAUUACGCUCUU
This is a messenger RNA of Ornithodoros turicata, 2177 nucleotides long. RefSeq lists its product as uncharacterized. Gene Ontology annotation, biological process: extracellular matrix organization. The coding region runs from base 49 to 2115 and encodes 688 amino acids. The record is from RefSeq and is a predicted model, not a curated record. Lineage: Eukaryota; Metazoa; Arthropoda; Arachnida; Ixodida; Argasidae. Gene Ontology annotation, molecular function: extracellular matrix structural constituent conferring tensile strength. The transcript has 14 exons.